Messenger RNA from Megalopta genalis, 2572 nucleotides. It is a transcript of the gene Pink1, whose product is annotated as PTEN-induced putative kinase 1. NCBI's taxonomy places the organism in Eukaryota, Metazoa, Arthropoda, Insecta, Hymenoptera, Halictidae. Gene Ontology annotation, molecular function: protein serine/threonine kinase activity; ATP binding. Gene Ontology annotation, biological process: autophagy of mitochondrion; protein phosphorylation; regulation of apoptotic process. Gene Ontology annotation, cellular component: mitochondrion. The record is from RefSeq and is a predicted model, not a curated record.
CACCGUGGUGAACGAAACACACACAGUCGAAAUCGAACCGAAGGUAGAUUGAACGCAGCCAAGUGUGAAUCCUCCGCAGGGUCGUCUACGCAGUUGUCAGAAGAACAACAAGAAAAACGAUUAUCACAUUGGUGAAGGGAUUGCCUUCUGCGGCGAAGGCUUGUUUUCCUUGGGGAGUGGCCCGUUGGGCGCUCUCGGCCCGCAAACCUGGAGAGAUGUCGAUCCGGACGGUAGCCUACCGUCUCUUGCAAAAUGGUCGAGCUUUACUGUACUCCGUUCGAAAUACAGGGAGUCUAUACGCUAAUUGCCAUCCAAGAAUUAACCACGGCAACAUACACGUUGUUCAAGUAGGCAAAUCCCCGGGCUAUCUGCCCCAGGGUAACAACAAUGUCUCGGCCACAGGAAGACACCUUGGUUACUUGGGAGCCCAUGCUAGACGACUCUUUGUUGAUAAUAUUCUAAAAAGAGUUACCAAUAGUUUGGCAGCAGAUUUGAGACGACGAGCUGCUACCAGGCUGGUGUAUGGAGACUCUGCACCUUUUUUUGCUUUGGUUGGAGUAUCCCUGGCAUCCGGAACUGGUAUAUUAACAAAGGAUGAUGAAUUGGAGGGUGUCUGCUGGGAAAUUAGGGAAGCAGUAUCAAAAUUACAAUGGAAUACUCCCCAAAACGACACAAAUUAUGAGGUGAUUAGAGACGAAGAAAAAGUUCUGUCAUUGAAAGAUUUUGUAAUUGGACCUGCAAUCGCUAAAGGAUGCUCUGCUGUUGUUUAUGCAACGAAAUUUAAGGAUGUUAAAGAGAAAGAUGAAGCGAAUAUUGACGACAAAACCACAGCUGUUACUACAUUUCCAUUGGCAUUGAAAAUGAUGUUUAAUUAUGAUACCGAAUCCAAUGCACUCUCUAUUUUGAGAGCUAUGUACAGGGAAACUGUACCAGCUAGAAAACAUAUAAAUAACGAUGAACUAGCCGAAUGGGAAUCUAAGAUGGCCGAGAGAAAGGCAGAGCUUCCACCGCAUCCGAACAUUGUAGCAGUGUAUUAUGCUUUCGCCGAUAGAGUACCAGCAUUGCCUGGCUCUUUAAAAAUGUAUCCUGACGCAUUGCCUGCGCGUAUCAAUCCUCAGGGAUCCGGCAGAAACAUGAGUCUGUUUCUAUUGAUGAAAAGGUAUGAUAUUACAUUAAAACAAUACCUAGCCGAUCGUAACGUGAAUACUAGGGAAUCGAUACUAUUACUUGCACAGUUAUUGGAGGGUGUUGCUCACAUGAAUGCUCAUGGUAUUGUACAUCGGGAUCUGAAGAGCGAUAAUAUUCUGCUGGAUCUAUCCGAAGAAACUGACAACUGUCCGUCUCUGGUAAUCACAGAUUUUGGUUGUUGUCUCGCCGACAAAAGUCAUGGCUUACACUUACCUUACAACACCCAUGACAUCGACAAGGGUGGCAAUGUUGCUCUAAUGGCACCAGAAGUAAUCACAGCCGAGCCUGGUCCGUUCACCUACAUCAAUUAUGCAAAAGCUGAUCUAUGGACCAUAGGUACUAUCGCGUACGAGAUAUUCGGUAUGAAGAAUCCAUUCCAUGGCGAUACUAGGGAUAAAACAACUCUGAAAAAUCACAACUACAAUGAGUCGGACCUUCCCUCCUUACCAAAUGACGUGCCAACUAUAGUAUCUGCUCUAGUUAAAAAUAUAUUAUCCAGAAGCUUGUACAAGAGACUUGAUACAGAGACUGCAGCAACUGUGAUGCAACUGCACUUGUGGGCACCAAGUUCUUGGUUUAGAAGCGAAGGAAAAUUGCCGUCUAGCAACGAGGUGAUGCAAUGGCUCUUGUGCUUAACAACGAAAAUACUUUGCGAGGGACGUAACACUGCGCUACUGGUAUCCAAUGUCCUCGGCGAGGAAGCAGCGGAGAAAGUGAUCCGACAAAAUUCCUAUUAUAGGUCACUCUCGACUAGAUCUUGCGGGAGGCGUACCAUGCCAGAAUAUCAAUUGAUAGCGAGUUUCCUUGGUAGAGUUACUCUUGGCAAUAUUAGAAACGCCUUAAAAUGGAUACAGAAAAAUGCAUAAUUUUCUAGUAAAUGUUUUACGAGUUUCUCUGAAAGAAAACAGAAUGGAACAACAUAAAGAAAGUAUUUUUCUUCUGCUCGCUAAAAAUUGUUCACGUUAGAUACAGGAAGCAGAGGUUGUUACGUUAUUUUUGUAUACCCAUUGUUAUCGUUAAAACUCCUGAGUUGGUUUCUUAUUAAUUUAUUUUUCAUACUGUAAGAAACUCACACAGCACUUUACACAAUCGACAUCCACUGGAUAAUUUAUUAUUUUAUGAUACGCGGAAGGCUUUCUUCAGCAUCCGAUGAAGAUUGUUUCUUCUAUGUCGAUAAAUGCUUGUUUGGACAUCACCGUACGAUGCAGCGUGUAUCAGUCAACUGGUGAUAGUCUGCUAUUAAUUUUAGUCGCUUCACCAAAAUUGUUAAUUCGUUCUUACUGGAGGCUUACUUCGCAACAAAUGUAAAUACCACAAUUGAUCGAGGGAAGAUGCGUGCGAGCACUGUACUAGUGUUGAUCAAUAAUAAAGUUUGUAAUCAAUA